GAAGACACGCGCCGCGGAUAUUAAUAAGACACUGUCACGCUCCACCACAUACUUUUUUCCUUUACAUUUCUCAUUUUCUCUCUCUCUCUCUCUCUCUCUGAAAUCGAACCCUCGAUCGAAAACGAACACACCUUAUUUCUUCUCCUAUAUCUUCUCCACCACCAUCGCUCCUAAUCAAAUCUUCUACUACCACAACUAACACAUGGCGAACGCAGCAUCAGGUAUGGCAGUCCAUGACGACUGCAAGUUAAGGUUUUUGGAGCUCAAGGCAAAAAGGACAUACCGGUUCAUUAUUUACAAGAUUGAGGAGGCUCAGAAGCAAGUCGUUGUGGAGAAGCUUGGUGAUCCAACCCAAGGCUAUGAAGAUUUCACAGCUAACAUUCCUGCUGAUGAGUGCCGUUAUGCUGUUUAUGAUUUUGAGUAUCUGACAGAAGGGAAUGUCCCAAAAAGCAGAAUUUUUUUCAUUGGGUGGUCGCCUGAUACAGCAAGGGUGAGAAGCAAGAUGAUUUAUGCAAGCUCCAAAGACAGGUUCAAGAGGGAGCUGGAUGGAAUUCAAGUAGAGUUGCAGGCAACUGAUCCCACUGAAAUGGGUCUUGAUGUGUUCAAAAGCCGUGCAAACUGAAUUAUUAUUUUAUGAAUAGUAGGCUUUCUUGUGGGGGAGCAGCUCCCCUUAAGCCUUAGUUACUCAUAUUGAGAUAUCCAUAGUUUGUGGGUUGGUCAACUUUGACUAGUUAUGGUCUCAAACUCUCAAUUUUCCCAAGUUGUGGCAUAAAGUGUAUUGCACCUUCGACAGGCUUCUCUUGUUCCUCUGUAUUUUGUUAUGAUUUGUGAUUUAUACAAUCUGCGUUUGAGUGGCAUUUUACUCCUCGUAUCCUCUUUACUAGUUGAAUUUGUAACUGUUUUGUGUGAUGAUAAGACAAGAAAUGGAAUUCAUUUUUUCAAUAUUGA
Cicer arietinum (chickpea) is the source of this 948-nucleotide messenger RNA. Its product is annotated as actin-depolymerizing factor 2. The record is from RefSeq and is a predicted model, not a curated record. Gene Ontology annotation, cellular component: actin cytoskeleton. NCBI's taxonomy places the organism in Eukaryota, Viridiplantae, Streptophyta, Magnoliopsida, Fabales, Fabaceae. Gene Ontology annotation, biological process: actin filament depolymerization. Gene Ontology annotation, molecular function: actin binding.